Molecule: messenger RNA, 2790 nt
Organism: Colossoma macropomum (tambaqui)
Lineage: Eukaryota; Metazoa; Chordata; Actinopteri; Characiformes; Serrasalmidae
Product: toll-like receptor 1
Exons: 2
Coding region: 88-2565 (825 amino acids)
Biological process (GO): immune response; toll-like receptor signaling pathway; inflammatory response
Cellular component (GO): membrane
Molecular function (GO): protein binding; transmembrane signaling receptor activity
Source: RefSeq, a predicted model, not a curated record
CUCAAGGAAAGAAUAAAGAACCCCUCCAUCGCUAAUUGUAGUGAUUAACAGUGGCUCAUUUCAGAUGCUUCAAGCAAGGCAUUAAGCAUGCCAGCCACCUUAUGGACAAUCACACUUCCAUCUCUGUUAUUCUUUGUGGUCAGACCCACUGUUUCGGUAAAAGAAGAUGGCAUUUUUCAUGUCUGUUCCUGUAUGAGGAAGAACUGGAAGGACUUAUCAAACCACAACUUGAACAGGAUACCAUCAGACUUAUCACAUGACACUGAAUGCUUAGACAUGUCGCAUAACAAAAUUUCAAGUAUUGUCCAUGGUGACCUUUACAGGAUGACUCACCUCUGUUUCCUGACGAUCACCCACUGCGGCCUUCAGUUUAUAUCCCCUGAUGCCUUUUAUAAUAACUCAGAACUUAGGGUUCUGAACGUCUCCUACAACCAGCUGACUGUUAUUCCAUAUUUACCUUUGCUACAGCUUAGGAUCCUAGAUCUUUCCAGUAACAACUAUGACAGCUAUGGCCUUCCAGGCUUUUUUAACAACUUAACACAUCUAAGUGACUUUGCAAUAGGGAGUCCUAGAGCAACUUCAGUGUCCAUUAAUGAUCUGGCACCUCUUCAGAAUGCACCAUUAAAGCGAUUAAGUUUUGGAGAUGCUUCUAAGUUGCAAAAGUACGAAACUGGAUCUUUUGCUCAGCUCAGAUCUUUAGAGAAAGUGGCUCUGAGAGUAACAUUCUGUCAAAGUUUUCAUAUUUUCAAAAAAAUGCUCAUGGACCUCGACCAUACACGUACAAAGAAAGUCAAGCUGGUGAAGCUCUUUCCGCAACAAUGUACUGUCACAGGUGAUCCUUUUGACAGCCUUCCUAAGCUCCGCUUCAUCAGCGACUUAACCGUUGAGGACACUUGGAUGAACAGCUCUGUUAUGGUCAAAUUAAUACUUAACAUUUGGAAAUCACCUAUUGAAAAAAUUGCAUUUCGAAGUAUAACUUACAACGAGGACACUCCCUACGGAUUUCAGUUCCCUAAACAGAACUGCACAACCAGAUUACGAGCAAUUGUUUUUGAUGGUGUGAAACAUUAUCAAUACCAGUAUCCUAAGAUCAACAUGAGCACAGAGUUAGUAUCUCAGCUGACAUAUCUGAAGUUCUCUGGAACUGGAAUGAACAUCCUUCCAUGCAGACUCAUUUCAGUUAUACCGUCACUGCAGAUCUUGGACCUGUCGGACAAUCUUCUGGAUGAUACCGGGUUCUGGUGGUUCUCCUGCUCAUACGAAGGCGUGUUUCCUGCUUUGAAGCAUCUUUCACUCAGCCAUAACCGCUUCUAUGACCUGGCAUUUAUUUCUAAGAAGACUCACGAAAUGAAGGUCCUAACAUCCCUGGACUUAAGUUUCAAUUCAAUUGUCAUAAAGAAACCAUGCUCCUGGCCUUCUCACCUGACCGAUCUGAGCCUUAGCCAUAACAACUUAGGCAACACUGUCUUUAAGUACCUGUCACCUUACUUCCAAAAGAUCGAUCUCUCCAAAACAGGCAUAAGUGUCAUCUCCAAAGAUGUCAUCUCACGGUUUCCCAGACUUACACAUCUCUUCUUGAGCUUUAACAGCAUACAGUCUAUCCCUUCCUAUCUCCAUGCACCUGCACUGCUAACCUUGUAUGUCGAUCAGAAUGCGAUCACCUCCAUUGACCACAAUGUGCUAGAAGGCCUCCCCAGUCUGAAGACUCUAAAAGCAGGUAAUAAUCCAUUUGUAUGCGAUUGUGACUCUUUUUGGUUUGUGACAGCAUUAAAUAAGACACUUCUCCUCGACUGGCCAUUUGAUUACACUUGCAGCGCUCCAGAAUCACAAGCAGGAAUGACCCUGCAGAAGUACCAGCAGAGUCAGCAAGGGACACUGUUCUGCCAAGCCGGACUCCAGGCAGUGGCGGCUUUGUCAGUAAUUAUUGUCACAGUAACUGUCUUGGGCAUCACUUUCUAUACCUGUGAUGGCGUCUGGUACACCAAAAUGCUCUGGGUAUGGAUCAGGGUGAAAAGGCGGAAGAGCAAACAUGCUGACAGAUUGAUGAAUGCCACUUUCCAUUACCACGCAUUCAUCUCCUACAGCCAGCAUGACUCAGCCUGGGUGGAUUCUCAGCUAGUUCCAGCUUUAGAGGGCUCCGGGCUGUCCAUCUGCAUUCAUGAGCGAGACUUUGAACCUGGCCAGUGGAUUGUGGACAACAUCAUUAACUGCGUGGAAAGCAGCUACAAAACCCUAUUUGUCCUAUCAAAGAACUUUGUUCAGAGCGAAUGGUGCAACUAUGAGCUCUUCUUUGCUCAGCACAGAGCUAUCAGUGUGGAAGAUGACUCUUUGGUCUUCAUUCUGUUGGAGCCCAUCCCGGCAGACUCGCUGCCCAAGAAGUUCCUGAAGCUCAGAACCUUGCUAAGGAAGCAAACCUACCUGGAGUGGCCGAAAGACGAUCAGAAGAAGAAGUUUUUUUGGUCUAGUCUCAGGUCCAUCCUACAGACUGCAGACAAAAGCAUUAUUCUGAAGGAGAUUGCUUUAGACAUGGCUGAAAAUUGUUCUUUACUGGGUGCUCAGGGGUGAGAUUCCCUAUUCACUGGCAGUGGAACUUAUGAGGAACUUAUCAGCUUAGAAUUAGGCAGGGUGUUAUUGUUGCAGUGCCUUCAACUUAACUUCAGAGUGAGUGGGUGGAGAUAAACUGCUGUAGGCUAAACAGGCAGAUGAAUGUAUAUAUGUUGGGUUUGGUGACAUGAUAGAAACUACUAAUUUGCAGCUUAGCUUCCAUGUAUGGACUGAGGAGUGAACAGU